Ricinus communis (castor bean) is the source of this 702-nucleotide messenger RNA. RefSeq lists its product as uncharacterized. The transcript has a single exon. Lineage: Eukaryota; Viridiplantae; Streptophyta; Magnoliopsida; Malpighiales; Euphorbiaceae. The coding region runs from base 1 to 702 and encodes 233 amino acids. The record is from RefSeq and is a predicted model, not a curated record.
AUGCUUAAAAAGGACCCUCAUCCUUGGGGAACAGAACAGACUACAGCUGUCCAGAGACUAAAAGAAUUGGCUCACAAUCCUCCACCCUUCACCAUUCCAUCUACAGGAAAUCUUAUCCUUCAGACGGACGCAUCUGAUCAUGCGUGGGGGGCCAUUCUCCUUGAAAAUCUCAACAACAAGGAACAACUGUGUGGUUAUGCAUCAGGACAAUUUUCUCCAUCAGAAAAGCAUUACCACUCAACUUACAAAGAGAUCUUGGUAGUCAAAUACGGGAUAAAAAAGUUUGAGUUUUUCCUGAUUGGUCAACGCUUCCUGGUUCGGAUGGAUAAUUCUUCAUUUUCAAAAAUCCUUGAAUCCAACCAAAAGACCUUACCAGAACCUCAAUUAUUGAGGUUAAAAUCAUGGUUUAGCAUAUAUGAUUUUGAAGUUCAGCAUAUAAAAGGGACGAGAAAUCUCAUCCCAGAUUUCUUAUCCAGACUGUCAAAGCCACAACCAAAACACCAACCUAUUGUCCUCCUUACCUCAACAGUUAAUCUUCCUAUAAUCUUCAUGGCCUCUUCGUCCUCAAAAAAUCCUCUACAACCUCCCUCACCACCAGACCUUCCCACAAAUCUCACAACAAGACAGGUCAACGAUUUUGCCAAAAAUAUGUUGUUUCAUUAUUUGGCAACUAUCCAACAAACUUUCUUGCCACCCAUCUAA